AUGAGUGAAUUUAACUCUGACAAUAGCGAUGAACAAGACAAGGAAAACCUCCCUUUACUUCGGGUGAGGAAACCGAGAAACUAUGGUAGACUUGUUUUAGUGUCGAUAGACCCUAACUUUUAUAAUACAACACUUCCAGAGAUUCUGCUUAAACAUUUUAAAGACUCAACUGAACUGUCAACUAAAGAGUCAUUAAAGAGCCAUGAAGUAACGACUGGGCUGAGGACCAGACUUAUCAAUUGGCUUGUUGAAGUCACUUCAUCGUUCGAGUGCAGUGACAAUGUAUUUUUUUUAACUGUGAGACUCUUAGAUACCUUUCUCAAACUCACCAGCGGCUACACCGAAGACAAUUUUCAUUUGGUCGGCAUCACUUGUCUGUUCAUCGCUUCUAAGUUUGAUGAAGUUUCUCCUUUGCAAUUCAAAGUAAUCCACGAAAACAUCCUCUUCAAAGACUAUAACGAAGAAGAAAUCCGGACUCUGGAAGCCAAAAUCUUGGAGGUUUUGUCUUUCAGAGUGAACAUUCAGACUUGUCUCGACACUGUGGGCUGCCUUAAAAACAGAUAUGAUAGAGACAACCUUAUAAGCGGCAUCGCAACUUUGAUCCUUUACCUUGUGCAGUUUUACUAUGAUGCCCUAGAGUACACCCCAAGACAGCAAGCUAUUGCAGCUUUUAUUAUGGCUGCUUAUUCUACCAGAAGAAUGAACAUAGUAAGAGAAAUUUUGACUGAUUCAGAGCUGAUGUUCCCAGAAAUUGAAGAUUUAAUGAACAAGUUCUUUGUAGGUAUUGACGAGUUUGAAGCGAAAUUUCCUGAAUAUAAGCCAUUUUAUAAUAAAUUUCGCAAAAAUUUUAUUAAUAAUUAUUUUUUUAAAAAAAAUGAUUAAAUAGUAUCAAAAUCCAAUGAAGUUUUUAAACUUCAAAAUUAUUCACCAAGAAGGACGUCCUCUCUUUGAGUUCCUUUAA
Messenger RNA from Blepharisma stoltei, 961 nucleotides. Lineage: Eukaryota; Ciliophora; Heterotrichea; Heterotrichida; Blepharismidae. The record is from the annotation of a GenBank genome assembly.